This is a messenger RNA of Morone saxatilis (striped sea-bass), 2771 nucleotides long. RefSeq lists its product as uncharacterized. The transcript has 4 exons. The record is from RefSeq and is a predicted model, not a curated record. Gene Ontology annotation, biological process: regulation of apoptotic process. The coding region runs from base 61 to 876 and encodes 271 amino acids. NCBI's taxonomy places the organism in Eukaryota, Metazoa, Chordata, Actinopteri, Moronidae.
GUUCUCGCAGCGUUGCUCUUGGAAGGCGUGUUGUCUGUCGUACACAUCACGGAUGAUGGAAUGAGCAUCUUGGAGCCGCUGCAGAUUACGAAUACUCAUGUGGCUGUGGAGGUCCUUCAACUCUCUGGAUAUGGCCUGAUCUGGGAUAUUGUUAAAAGGUUUCUGAACACCACAAUACCAAUAAAUGGCCAAGUUCUGCUGUUCCUCCGACCUCCAGUUUUAAGACAUUGUGUACUCGAUGUAUUUCUGCUGCCGGGAAACAUCCUUCGGCGUGAGGUUGUCACCGAACAAGAAGAUGCGAAGUACAUCAAGAUCUCCUCAGACUGCCAUCUCAACGUUGGUCACAGUUACAGUGUCCACUGCGAACCUGAGGACUUCGCAAUACAGCCUGAGAGUAUAAAGUUUCAAUCAAAGUACGGGCGAAAUUUCCAUCCAACAUUUGAGGUUUUCCUGACUACGAAUACAGAGAGAGUGACGUUGAUGGUCCAGGACCAAGAGGGGAGACAAGUCUGGAAACGUACUGUGCAUCUGACAGGUUAUUUUCCAGAUUCAAGAAGGGGAAGUCUUCCCGAAGAAGUCGAGGAGAACGUCCAAGUAGAAGACAGCGUCCCAGCACAGGAGAGGCUGUUCUCAGUUCGGACAGAGUUUAUAAACAGGGUGUCUGACCCUGCUCUGAACCAGCUUUUGGAUAAACUCCUUCAGCGUGGUGUUAUAAAUGAUGAGGAAAUGCAGUCAGCCAGAAUAAAAGUCCAAGCAGAAAAAGCUCGAGACAUAAUCGACAUGGUGCGGAAAAAGGGAACCAGAGCUAGUUCAGUCCUGAUCGACGCUCUCCGUGAGGUGGAUCUAUGCAUUUCCACCGAGCUGAGCCUAAGCUGAAACAAAACCAGGAAACAGUCACAUGACUUAUCGUAAUCUAUAAACACGAAGCUUUGUUGAAAGGGAAAAAACAAUGGUUUGCCAAAAUUGGAAAAGGUUUUCCUUUGCAUUUUAUAAAAGUUCCACAUUCAUAUGAACACAUUCUGAAAACAUUCCUCGUGCACACAGAUCCCAACAACAAUGUUGCAGUAUCCCUGCCAGACCUGUAGGUAGCAGUGUAACCAAAAAGGUCUUUUAGUUGCCCUCCAUUGACUCAGAGGUGGAUUGAUUAUUGGAUGUAAUUAUCUCUGCUGAUCACAGUAAUGGUGCUGGAGGAGCAUUCGAGUCCACAUAAAACAGAAAUCCGGGUACUGUUUGCUUCCACAUAUUUGUUUGCUGUAGUGGACCCAUUAGCUGACUCCCAGUGAACAGCAGGUCUAGACCGGGACUGAAUGCAGCAUCUGAUGCUGACUGAGGUCAGUUUGACUACAGUACUGAGGUGGUUUUAUUGCUGGUUUUGGCUGGCAGUCAGCUAAUGUUAGCUGCUAACUAGCUAACAGCAUCUAGCAUUAAUGUUGGCGACAGUAAGCUUCUUUUAGCAACACGUCCAAUAUUCGCUCUAUGUCGCUAAAAGUUGAAGAUUGAUUGACAGGUGAAUGUGUUGAAAUCAGUUAGUUCAUGCUGACGUAAGAACGCCUCACAUUUUGUUUUACAGGAAGACACAAUGAUUGGAUUUACAUGAAAAACACAAAGAAAUUGUGUUUUUGUGUCAUACAUUGUUUAAUUAAUAGUGAAACAAUAUAAUUGCAGACGCAAUCUUAAAGGCUUAAAAAUUCCUUUUUUAUUUCAAUAAACUCAGCAGAGCCUGCAGCACAAACACAGCUUGAUGGUCUGCCAUUGUUGUUCUUGUGUUUGGACGUGGCUAUUGAAGUGCAGCCAUGUCGUCACCAUUUUCAUAGCAGAAGUGUUUUGGUGGUACAUGUCGAUGGUAACUGUGGUGUUUCCAAAAGAUUGCACCCUGGAAUCCGGUUUCAAAUAUUUGUGUUUUCAGGCCCUAAAACAGUGUUAAGUGUUGAAUCUCAACAAACAAAGUCAGAAAAAGGUCAAUGGAAUCAGGAAAAGACAGAAUUGAAACCUUUUUCUGCUCUUUCCAAUGAUUUGUAAUGCAUGCAACGGCGCCACCUCUGAAAUUUGCUGAACACAUUUAAAAGUUCACACUCAGGAAGCUCUGUGGCUCAUCAAAUGGGUCCUUACAGUCGCACACAGACCACAGUCAGACCACUUUCUGUGUUUAAACUAUGUAAUAAAAUGGUGUUUCAACAAUGGCUGUCAUAUUUUCCUCAUACCUGUUUGAGUAUGUAGACAGCUGAAUAUUCCCUCCUGAUAGUGACACUGUGUACAUCAAUGCAGUGGUUCCCAACUUUUUUCCUUCAGGGACUCAUAUAAAUCAACUCAAUAACUGCAAGACAAUUAUGUAAAAUGAGAGAUUUGGAUGUAUUUUGAGCAGAUUAUUUCCUAUUUAGGGUACUUCUUAUCUAUUAUGUAUUUUUUAAAUCAUUUUUAGUACAUAUUUAAUAGUCUGUGAUUUCUUCUCUCUGACACUUCUUCACAGAAGUUAAGAAAAUUCUGAGAUUUAGACCUGCCGUGUAUAUUUUUUAAUGUUUUCUUACAUGCUUUAAAAAUCAAGAAGGUCCUGCGACCCCCUGGUAAGCUUUGGCGACCCCUAGUGGGGGUGAACCACUGCAUUAAUGUGUUGCUGUAACGUGUAUUAUUUACAGCUUGCCUCAAUUUGUGAUGUGAUUUGGAUGAAUUUUGAGCAGAUUAUUUUGAUAUUUUUUGUAACUUUUUAUACAAUUUGUCUUUAUAUGUAUGUAUUUUCAACAUCAUACAGACUUAAUAGGCUUUAAAAAAAUAAA